GGAAAGUUUGGGCGAUAUGUGAGUUCUAUUUUCUUUUGAUGGAAUUCAAAUAGGUUUGUUUCAACACCAAACAAUUCAUGAUUGGAAUUUGAUGUUUAGGCUGUCCUAGAGUGACCUUUUUAAACAAAAAGAACGAGAAUUGAGGCUGCAGAAAGGACUUAAAGUUCUCUACAUUGUUCUCUUGGUAUCGAGGGAAUAGUGUCGCAGUUCAACUGAACAUUGCAAUCACGACUCUCUGACCUCUUAAGUACGUGUUCAGUUUUCUAUUGAUUUUUUGUCCCACGUACCACACAAUUUUCGACAAUACGCGGAGUUAUUACAGUCGGCCUCAUACGUCUGAAAGGCAGCCUGCACGCAGUUUAGGUGGAGGACCCCUUUGGAGCGUUGGGACGUUUUUGAGAUUUUCGUAUUAUUAUUUUUUCGGUAUACCUGUAGAUUUUCCAACUUAGGUAUCUUGCUGGAGAUCAUUCAUAUUCUACAACGCCCCCGAGUAUCCUUGAAAAGCAGCAACUAAUCAUUUGACGUCACAGAUAUCGAAGAAGAGAUCUUCACCAAGCAAAAUGGGAGUCGUGUCUAUCGUUGGGAAAAUUGUCCUGGUCGUUGUGAACAUCUUAAUCCUG
Messenger RNA from Aplysia californica (California sea hare), 620 nucleotides. RefSeq names its product tetraspanin-9. Lineage: Eukaryota; Metazoa; Mollusca; Gastropoda; Aplysiida; Aplysiidae. Gene Ontology annotation, cellular component: membrane. The record is from RefSeq and is a predicted model, not a curated record.